Molecule: messenger RNA, 304 nt
Organism: Pyricularia oryzae 70-15
Lineage: Eukaryota; Fungi; Ascomycota; Sordariomycetes; Magnaporthales; Pyriculariaceae
Exons: 1
Coding region: 104-304 (66 amino acids)
Source: RefSeq, a predicted model, not a curated record
CAAACGGCCGGGCGCCGCCGCUGCGACAAGGAACAUUACGUGCUGUGCGCUCGGUUUUUAUUGUCGCUGUUCUGGAUCCCAUGCUCAAGGCCAUGGGGUACGGAUGGGUCUUUACAAUCUUUGGGGUCUUGGGUGCCAUGACGUGCACAGCGGCGUUGGUCCUGCUGAGAUGGGGUUCGAAAUGGAGGAAAAUGCGGCCGUCCAGGGCUGGCUGAGCAUUGGAAGCAACCAACAAGGCGGCGAUUGUGGCUCACGGCGUAAGGCAUUUAUCCGUUUCUUUUUUGUACAGAUGCCAUUAUAUUAA